AAUUUAGAACAAAAAUAAUGAACACCUAAUUCAAACCCAAUGAUGAUACCAGAUCAAUCUAUUGCUCUGUGUUUGAUUCUCCUGGUCUAGACUCGAUCGAUGCUCUCCUGGUUCGACGCGUAGAGUCUGCUGAGCUGAGCAGUGCAUGGCUGAGUUGUGGAGCUUCACAACGAUUUAAAGCUGAGAGUCAGCCAGCAUGGGUCGGCGCUCGUCUGAUAGCGAGGAUGACAGUCGGAGCAGGAGGAAGAAAAAACAGCGUCGCCGGUCAUCCUCCUCUUCCUCUUCUUCGUCUUCAUCCUCCAACAGCAAGGUGGCAAGCAGCCGGAGUAAAAGGUCUAAUCGCCGGAGUCGUUCUCGCUCCAGAGACAAGGACAAAGACAGGAGGAUAAGAAGACGUUCCAGCAGCAGUUCGUCUCACAGUUCGUCUCGCAAGAGGAGGAGGAGUCGCAGCACAGAGAGAGAAAAAGGGAGGAGCCACCGCUCACACAGGUCACGCAGCCGAGACAGGAGGUCUCAUUCUCGCCACCGGCGGUCUCGCAGUAAGAGCAGCAGCCGCAGCCGACGAGGGACCCAAAGCCGCAAAAGGAGCAACAGCCGCAGUCGCCGGAGGAGCCGCAGCCACAGCAGAGAGCGGGACCGCAGCCGGCGCAAGGGCCGCGAGAGGGAGAAGGAAAAGGAGAAGGUGAAGGAGAGGGACAGAGGAAGAGACCGAGACAAGGACAGAGAGGACAAGAGUAAAGACAAGGCAGCCAAAAAGGGGGACGCCGCGAACAUCAAAGGCAGAUUAGAACAUCUGACUCCAGCAGAGCAGGCUAAAGUCCGAAUGCACAUGGUCCUGCAGGCUGCUGCUAAGACGGACGAGGUGCUGAAGGCCAAAGUAGCCAAGAGAGAGGAAGAGGCCCGGAAGAAACUAGAGGAAGUCCAAUUCCCAGGCAUGCUUUGGAGCAGCCUGUUGUUUGGGCCUGGAGAAUUGUACGACGGAACUUCUCUGGAGGAGCAAGUGCGAAGGAUAAAGGACAUCGAGGCCAUCGAGAGUGAUUCCUUUGUUCCUCAGGCUUUCAAAUCAUCCAGGGAUGAUAUAAAGACUGAGCCAGCUGAGGUGAAGCAGGAGUCAGACAGCGCAGAUCCUCAGGACGUCGCUCUUCCCUUGUCCAUAGUCUACAAUGACAGUGACACGCUCGCCCACGCUAGUUUGUUCAUGGACAAGGAGAGGGCCGAGGAACUGUGGCACAACAGAUUGAUCUCGCUGCGGCAGGAGAGGCUCAUGGGAAGUCCUGUGACCUGAUGGACGCCAGAAGAUCCCCCCUGUUCGCUGGGGGAAGUUUCAGCUGCUUUUAUUGUGUCUCAAUCUGUCUUGUUUUAGGACAUCACAAUGUUUCUGACUUUAACCUUCCACUAAUUUUUCUAUCUUAUUGUGAAAACUUGGGCAAAUGAACAGUUUUUGGUCCUGAUAUGCUUAUUAUUUCAUUAAUGUUAAUGUAAUUCAAUUAAACAAUCUGCUGUUCUUAAUUUGGAAGGAUCUUACAGUCAGAAAAAGUGAUGUGUUUUACCAUUUAGAUGUAGCAUUUGAUAUAUUUUAUCUUUUGUAAUCAACUCAGUAAUUAAAAAUGGGUGUUUUUUUGAGUGAAAA
Molecule: messenger RNA, 1630 nt
Organism: Sebastes umbrosus (honeycomb rockfish)
Lineage: Eukaryota; Metazoa; Chordata; Actinopteri; Perciformes; Sebastidae
Gene: rsrc1
Product: arginine/serine-rich coiled-coil 1
Exons: 11
Coding region: 197-1285 (362 amino acids)
Biological process (GO): alternative mRNA splicing, via spliceosome
Cellular component (GO): cytoplasm; nucleus
Source: RefSeq, a predicted model, not a curated record